UCAGCUUCUGUUACCUCUAUUCGCCUUCUUGCUCUCUCGCUCCGCAAAAGCCCCAUCUCUCUUACGGCGCUGAGAGAGAACUCUUAGGGUUUUCGUUUCUUUGUCCUGUUUCUUCUUGACAAGUAGUCAUGGGUAAGGAAAAGGUUCACAUCAACAUUGUGGUUAUUGGACAUGUCGACUCUGGAAAAUCGACCACCACUGGUCACUUGAUCUACAAGUUGGGGGGUAUCGACAAGCGUGUGAUCGAGAGGUUUGAGAAGGAAGCUGCUGAGAUGAACAAGAGGUCCUUCAAGUACGCCUGGGUGUUGGACAAGCUCAAGGCUGAGCGUGAGCGUGGUAUCACCAUUGAUAUAGCCCUGUGGAAGUUCGAGACCACCAAGUACUACUGCACUGUCAUCGAUGCUCCUGGACACCGUGACUUUAUCAAGAACAUGAUCACUGGUACCUCCCAGGCUGACUGUGCUGUCCUCAUCAUUGACUCCACCACCGGUGGUUUUGAGGCCGGUAUCUCCAAGGACGGUCAGACCCGUGAGCACGCCUUGCUUGCUUUCACCCUCGGUGUCAAGCAGAUGAUCUGCUGCUGCAACAAGAUGGAUGCCACCACCCCCAAGUACUCCAAGGCUAGGUACGAUGAAAUCGUAAAGGAAGUCUCUUCCUACCUGAAGAAGGUUGGUUACAACCCGGACAAGAUCCCCUUCGUCCCCAUCUCUGGUUUUGAGGGUGACAACAUGAUUGAGAGGUCCACCAACCUCGACUGGUACAAGGGUCCGACCCUUCUCGAGGCUCUUGACCAGAUCAACGAGCCCAAGAGACCCUCCGACAAGCCCCUACGUCUCCCUCUCCAGGAUGUCUACAAGAUUGGUGGUAUCGGAACUGUCCCUGUGGGUCGUGUCGAGACCGGUGUACUCAAGCCCGGUAUGUUAGUGACCUUUGCUCCCUCUGGACUGACCACUGAGGUCAAGUCUGUCGAGAUGCACCACGAGGCUCUCCAGGAAGCUCUCCCUGGUGACAAUGUAGGGUUCAACGUCAAGAACGUUGCAGUGAAGGAUCUCAAGCGUGGAUACGUCGCAUCAAACUCAAAGGAUGACCCGGCCAAGGAAGCAGCCAGCUUCACCUCACAGGUCAUCAUCAUGAACCACCCCGGUCAGAUCGGUAACGGAUAUGCCCCAGUCCUCGACUGCCACACCUCCCACAUCGCCGUCAAAUUUGCAGAGAUAUUGACAAAGAUCGACAGGCGUUCUGGUAAGGAGCUGGAGAAGGAGCCCAAGUUCUUGAAGAACGGAGAUGCAGGAAUGGUUAAGAUGGUUCCGACCAAGCCCAUGGUGGUGGAGACCUUCUCCGAGUACCCACCGCUUGGACGAUUUGCUGUCCGUGACAUGAGGCAGACCGUUGCGGUUGGUGUCAUCAAGAACGUCGAGAAGAAGGACCCGACGGGUGCUAAGGUCACCAAGGCCGCAGCCAAGAAGGGUGCCAAGUGAGAGAAGUUUAUUGCCGUUUGAAAGAGUCGGUUUUCGCCGUUGAGUUGUUAGGCCGUACUCUCUGUUUUUGUGUGUUGCUGGACCGAUGCAGUUUUGCGAACUAUGUCAUGGUUAUAUUCUGUUACCUUUUUUAAAAUAUUUACAUCUUUUUUCAGUUA
Tarenaya hassleriana is the source of this 1636-nucleotide messenger RNA. Its product is annotated as elongation factor 1-alpha-like. The transcript is spliced from 3 exons. Gene Ontology annotation, biological process: translation; translational elongation. Bases 129 to 1478 code for a protein of 449 amino acids. The record is from RefSeq and is a predicted model, not a curated record. NCBI's taxonomy places the organism in Eukaryota, Viridiplantae, Streptophyta, Magnoliopsida, Brassicales, Cleomaceae. Gene Ontology annotation, molecular function: GTP binding; GTPase activity; translation elongation factor activity.